AUGUUGAGAUCCAGUGUCAGAAUCAAUAGCAUAGGCCUCCUAGGCAAGCGGUUGUUACAACAGUCAUCUGUUCGCUACAACAGCUCGUACGAGUUGCCAGACUUGUCGAAGCUCCCCAGAAGAAAACCCACCGAAGUCCAUGUGCCUUUAGUCAAUCCUGCUGACCAGUACAAGGAAACAUCCGAAGAAUUGCAUAAAUUCGGCAGAUAUAUCAUGUCUUGUAUGCCCAAAUACAUCCAGCAGUUCUCGGUAUGGAAGGACGAGUUGACGGUGUACGUAGCGCCUUCCGCCUUGAGACCCACCAUGAUAUUUUUAAAGAACCACACAUCUGCGCAGUUCAAAUCAGUGAUGGAUGUCACGGCAGCAGACUAUCCUUCAAGAUCCAACCGGUUCGAUGUCGUGUACAACAUGUUGUCCGUGCGUUACAACUCGAGAAUCAGAGUCAAGACAUACGCCAACGAAAUCAGUCCUGUGCCUUCGAUUGUGCCUUUGUUUCAAGGUGCCAACUGGUACGAAAGAGAAACCUACGACUUGUUUGGGAUUUUUUUCGAGGGCCACCCGGACUUGAGAAGAAUUAUGACCGACUACGGGUUUGAAGGCCAUCCUUUGAGAAAGGAUUUCCCCACCACUGGAUACACCGAAGUGAGAUACGACGAGGAAAAGAAGAGAGUAGUGUAUGAGCCAUUGGAAUUGACCCAGGCAUCUAGAAGUUUCACGGUUCCUCACUCAGCGUGGGAGCAGGUUGGUGAUGGUAAGGACUUUACGCCCGAAUCGUUCAAGUUGCCCACACCUGAACCCGAGCCUGAAGCUGAAGAAAAGGGCGAUAAGAAGUGA
Molecule: messenger RNA, 834 nt
Organism: Yamadazyma tenuis ATCC 10573
Lineage: Eukaryota; Fungi; Ascomycota; Pichiomycetes; Serinales; Debaryomycetaceae
Gene: ALI1
Product: Ali1p
Molecular function (GO): NADH dehydrogenase (ubiquinone) activity
Source: RefSeq, a predicted model, not a curated record